This is a messenger RNA of Closterium sp. Naga37s-1, 3591 nucleotides long. The record is from the annotation of a GenBank genome assembly. NCBI's taxonomy places the organism in Eukaryota, Viridiplantae, Streptophyta, Zygnematophyceae, Desmidiales, Closteriaceae.
AUGCCGGCAAAGACUCGGGCUCUUACGCACGGCGCGGUCGUCGGGAGUCCAACCAGUCGUUACUUUCCGACAACGAGGUCCGCAUCCUUCGCCGCAUCGUCCGCGUCGGGCGCGUCGUCACCCUGGAGCAGCAGCAGCGCUACUAACGCAGCCCAUGGAGCAGCCACCCACUUCACGAGAAUCCACAGCCACCCGCCGCGGCGAGAAUCAAUCCCCUCGUUGCUGUCACCUUGGGCCGCGCCUGCACUCACGUCCGCGUUUACCGCUAGCGAUCAGUCCAUGCAGUUUCGCAAACGCGCGUACGAUCAGCAAACUGAUUUCUCUCCCAACGUGUGGUCAGGCCGCGGAGCGAGCUCGGUGUCCCUUCGCCAGCCCCGCGCGUUUCUCGGGAUCUUCAGUCCCGUGGUCGCCGCAAUCGUCGCCGCGUUUGCCGCUGUGUUCGUGGUCGGAGCCGCACUGAAAGCGGUCGUCGCGAUUACCUUCGCCAUGGUCGCGGUUUCCGUCAUCCUCCCUAUCGCAUUCUUCGUUUUGCUGUUCUCGCUUCCGCUCUUCAUCCCCGCGAUACAGCUCGGAAUAGCAGCCGCGGUGGGGACCGCAGGGGCUGCUUUCGCCCUCAUCGCGACUAUACUAGGAGCGGCAUGGUCGCUUGGGCUGCUCAAUCGCGGAUCCAGUUCCCGCAGCAGUGGUAAAGCCGGUCGCGGUGGAAGGCGGGGGAAGAGAGGGAAGCGCAGCAGUGAUUUUGAAAGCGAGAUGAUGGAUUACCUUGAAUUGAGCCCCAAGGAGCGGGAGAAGAUGAAGAAGGCACUGAAUAAGCUGGGCGUGAGGAGGUGGUUCAAUGGCGCUUCAAGUGAGGAUAAUGAAUGGAAGAAGUGGGUAGACUACAUUGAGUGCAGUGAGGACGAGGAGGAUAGUGACGAUGAGAGGAGGACCAGGGGUCGAAGGGAUGCAGGAGGUGAAACGGAAACCAUUUUUAUGAGUAACGAUAACAAGCGUGAUGGUAGUAAGAAGGGGAGUGGCAGUGGGACAGGGGUUUGGCUGGAGGAGGAGGAGCGGAAGCGGAUGAAGAAGUUUGACGAGAAGCUGAUUGAGAAGAGUGUGCGGAAGAUGGGAGAUCCAUCUUCUUGGUCUGUAGACCAGGUGGCUUCCUGGCUUGAGCUGCAAGGCUUUGGUGCAUAUGCAGACACUUUCAAGGAACAACGCGUCUGUGGUGGGGUAUGUCCGCCUCUGCUGCUGUCUCUUACAAUCUCUUCCUCUCUCCAAUUUGCGGCUGUGUCUCCUCACCCUUCCGCCAUCCAUUUCGUCCCCACAGCCCUGCGCCCCUCUCUCGCCUCCCCUUUCCUUACUAAAGCCACUCACCCCGUUCCUCCUGCCCUUCCUCCCGUCCAUCUCCCCUUUCCUCCACCACUCCCGACCCCCUCUUCCCCCACUCCCUUACGUCGCUUCCCUAUUUCAGGUGGCCAUCCCGCCGUCUACAUAGUCCGCCUGCACUCCGCGCCCGCCAUUCCCGCAUACGUCGGCGGAAUCCCCGGUUUCCCCGCGACCGCCUCCCCUGCAGUUGUCGCUGAAGCAGCAGCAGUAGCCGCAGCGAGGGGGAAUGAAAAACGAGUUAAACCUCACGCGAUGACGAGCGCGGCUGACGCGGAAGAGAAUGACGAGUUGGACGAUGAUGACUAUAACGGGGACGACGGGGAUAAUUACGGAGAUGAUAAUGAUGGCAAUGCCGAGUUGGAUGUUCCAGCAAUGGCGGGUAUCCGCGUUAGUGUCAAGCCGCGGACUAACACCGGCGGCGGGGUUGGGAAGGAGGUUCUGCGGGGACCCGUGCCGGCGACGCGCGGAGUGCGCGUGAACGUGCAGGCGGCGCACGUGAAGGCGUUUGCGCGCAUGCUGGUGCGGCAGCAGCAGCAGGUGGUGGCGGAGACCCGAUUGAGCGAGCGCAACAUGCUCUACAGUUACAAAUUUGCAGCCAAUGGCUUCGCAGCGCGCCUCACUCAAGCGGACGUUAGGAGAUUAAAGCGCCACGCCAUGGUCGCUGACGUCACCAGGAGUUACGGCGUCCGGUCGGCUACCACCUACACGCCGAGAUUUUUGCAGCUGCCCGGAUCCAUGUGGGCCUCUAGCGGCGGGGGGAGCCGGGCAGGUGAAGGAGUGGUGAUCGGCGUGGUGGACACGGGAAUAUGGCCCGAGCAUCCCUCCUUCCGAGUAGCCAACUCCUCGCACGUGUACCCGCUCCCGCCGCGCCGGUGGGCGGGCAAGUGCGUGCGCACGCGCGACUUCCCCGCGUCGCGGUGCACGCGCAAGCUGGUGGGCGCGCGCUUCUUCUCGCGCGCGUACGAGGCGCAGGGCGGCGUGGUCGACACGCAAUACGACUUCCGCUCGCCGCGCGACGCGGACGGCCACGGGACGUGGUGUGCAGGCACAGCAGCAGGCACGGGCGGCACGCCCGUACUCACAUCCGAGCGGCCCCCCGUGCGCUCGCUCGGCAUCGCAAGCGGCAUGGCACCCGGCGCGCACCUGGCAGUCUACAAAGUCCUCUGGACCAAUGCCACUCUAGCCGGCUACGGCGAGCUAGCGGACGUGCAUUAUGCCAUAGACCGGGCGAUUAAAGACGGGGUUGACGUGCUCUCGCUCUCGCUCGGGGGUUUGGGUCCGGAUCAGCAUUACUUUGACGAUUUGUUGUAUUUGCUGGCGAAUCAGGCAGGCAUGGUGGUGGUAACGGCGGCGGGGAAUCAAGGCCCGGCGCCGAACCUGGGGCUGUGGAACAGGUUCGGGAUCUACCGAACGAUUAGUAACUUCUCGCCGUUCUACCUGACUGUGGGGGCAAGUUCCAUAGGCCGUCGGUUCCUCACGGAGCUGAGGCUGGGCAGCGGCAGGGUGGUGUACGCCUCUGGAGUGGGCUCGGGCACGUAUACCACGCGCCACCUGCCGCUGCUCUCUGCUGUCGACGCUGCCCGCCCCGACAGCUCACUGGAAGGGGCCACCCACUGCUUACCGGAAUCACUCUCCCCUGCACGAGCACGGGGCGCCAUAAUCCUCUGCACGCGCGGGAUGGUGGGGGUUCAAGACAAGCUGCGCUCAGUGGCAGCAGCCGGAGGAGUAGCCAUGAUCCUGGCAAACGAAGACGGAGGCUUAAUCGACCUAAACACCCUCUCUGCCACCGCCGGAGCUCCCAUACCGUUCAUCCACGUCACUCUCGCGCAGGCUCGGAUCGUCCGAGCCUACAUCCAGAGCACACCCAAACCGAUUGCGACCAUCAUGGCCCGGUGCCACGUUUUGGAAAACGCCGCGCCGCCCAUGAUUGCUCCGUUCUCCUCCACAGGCCCCACGGUGAACCCGAGGUUCGGCGCGACCGCGCCUUACCCCACGAAUGACAUCUUAAAGCCCGAUGUGGUUGCUCCUGGGGUGGAUAUCUGGGCUGCGUGGACUGGGCAGAGACGCAGCCCUAUUUCGCCCAUGGCUGUUGUUAGGCCGAGACGGGAGGAGGUGAGGAGCGGAGGUGCUGACGGUGAUGCCGGGAGGGGACGCAGUGCCGGGGACUGCCGCCGCUGCAGCCAGUGCCUGGAGUCUCCAGGCGUGUACCGGGGAGGCCUGUAA